This is a messenger RNA of Moesziomyces antarcticus, 2607 nucleotides long. RefSeq names its product UPF0554 protein C2orf43 homolog. Lineage: Eukaryota; Fungi; Basidiomycota; Ustilaginomycetes; Ustilaginales; Ustilaginaceae. Gene Ontology annotation, molecular function: lipase activity. The record is from RefSeq and is a predicted model, not a curated record. Gene Ontology annotation, cellular component: lipid droplet; nucleus. Gene Ontology annotation, biological process: lipid storage. The transcript is spliced from 2 exons. The coding region runs from base 1 to 2607 and encodes 868 amino acids.
AUGCGUGGGGCUUCGCUGGCGUCGAGUUUGGCGUUGCCGCUCACGACCGCGUUUGGGGGCGCGCAAACGCUAUGGUGGCCGAGCCCCACCUCCUCGCCUCCACGGGUCGUUCUACUCUUUAUCCCGGGCAACCCGGGGUUGGCAUCGUACUACAUUGACUUUCUGCACGCGAUCUACACCUCCAAGCACCUAUCGGGGGUUGGGAUUGAGAUCGUUGCAGUUUCGCAUCGGGGGCAUGCCCCCCUGCCGCGCGUGGGCACAAAUGCGGUGUGGGGCGACAACGCUACGAAUGCAUCGCAAGCUGCCAGGGGGUGGGGAACAUCGCUUUCGGACCAGGUGCGACACAAGAUCGGCCUGCUCGAUGCUAUCAAACGUCAAUACCCCCAGGAGGGCACUAAAGUGGUGGUUGUUGGACACAGUAUUGGCGCAUGGAUGGCGGGAGAGGUGCUAAAGGCUCGACCUGAUGCGGUGGAUGGACUGCAUCUGCUAUUCCCAACGAUGGCAUGGAUUGGACGCACCCCCAAUGCGCGUCGGAUCAAGAUUCUUGCCAACCGUGCCGUCACGGCAGCUGUACUCCCGGUGCCACUCGUCGUGCUAUCGCUAUUGCCGCUAUGGGCGCUGGUGUGGGUGAUUCGGCUGCUGACGCGACAACCGACCGCUGCAGCCCUUGCAACUGCCGAGUUACUCACGACCCCCGGGGCGGUGUACAACGCCCUCACCAUGGCAGGUCAAGAAUUCACCACAGUGCAGGCGCUUGAAAAGCCGACAGUGGAUGCGCUCCACGCCUUUACCACUGAGCGCGGAGGCAGGAUUCGAAGCUACUGGGCUGCAGACGAGACCGAUGCCUGGGCUCCAGGUUGGAUCCGCUCCCAGGUCGAAUCCACCCUCUCCCUCCAGCGUGUCCACCUCCCGCCCUCGCUCGGACUCAGCGGUGCUAGUAGGAAGAGCGAGGGACCGCGCAGAGGCUCACACGUUCGAACACGAAGCUUCUCCGUGUCAGAAUACCGGAGUUCGCCCGGCUCGAUUCCUGACCUUCGCCACGCCAAGGCAAUGCGCCGUCCUAAUGGCGAGAUCGUCAUCGAGGCCCAGGUGGUCGAACCCAGCAGCGAAAGCGAAAGCGACGAACCCACGAGGGGGUGGGCAUGCCACAUGCUUUUUGUCUCGACCAUUCCGAGGAUAUGGCGAGCAUUGUGGCGCAUUGGAUCGCGCACGACCAUCUUGCCAGCUCCAGCUAGCAGCAGCAAUACCAAGGCGAGGACUAGAACCGGCGCGUAUGAGGUGUGGGUGCAGGUCGGGCGUGAGGUGGAUCGGGUCCAGGCGCGUCUCUUUCGAGAGACUUUACGCGACUCUUCCGAAAAGAGCAGCAGCAGAGCAGCGCUCGGGGGCGCAAAAUUGGCGAAUGCGCGCAGUCUCUCAGCGCUCGGGUCGCAUCCGACGCGCAGCUUUUGGGGCAAGAGAACGUCUGUGCAGAAGCGCAUCCUUGCUUCUUCUCCUCCACCGCGCCCUACUCCCUUCCUGAUCCUCAUCACUCCGCUCUCACACACACACGCACACACACGCCAUCUUUGCAUCUGGGUUCCUGCUUCAAUGUCGUCGAUCGCCGGCCCAUCGGGGGCACACGAGGACGACGUGGUCAUGGUGGAUUCGGAGGGCAACACGCUCGCCACCUCGCCCGGUGCCGAGGAGGGUGGAUCCGACGCGCCCGAGGACGAGUACGAGAUCGAGUACAUCGUCAGCCACUCUACCGAAGAAACCGACGACCAGCUGUCGUACUUUGUCAAGUGGAAGGGCUACCCCGAGUCGGAAAACACGUGGGUGUUUGAAAGCGACAUGGGUGGUGCGCAGGAGAUGAUCUCCGAGUACUGGGCCAAGUUACCCCAGAAGCUCGUGCAGAAGGUCAAGGGCGGCAAGAAGAAGCGCCAGUCAUCGACGCCGCAGCCAUCGAAGCGCGCACGACGCGAGUCCUCGGUGCCCACCCGCCGCAACAAACGAACCAACGGCCAAGUUGCGCGUUCGGUUUCACCCGAUGACGAGGGAUUGGACGACGAAGAUGCGCAGCUCGAACGCAUCCGAUCGGAUCCAUCGUUGGCGGAUGAGGAACGUGCACUGCUGGAGACGCAACAUCUGCAUGCAAAGCGACUCGACCGUCUGCGUAAGCGCUAUGCGCGGAUCGCCGACUGGGAUCCCAUCGUACGCCGCAUCGAGGGCGUGGAAAAGAUGAGCGACAACAAGAUCCGCGUCUUUAUCCAUUUCGACAACGGCGACAAGCUGGCGUUUGAAAGCGCCGUCGCCCACCACCGAUGUCCGCUCAAGCUGUUGCAGUUCUACGAGGCCAAUUUGAGGUUCCGCGAGCGCGAUGCGACGCAGGAACCUCCGCUGGUGGGCGAGGAACCCACGGAGCAACUCGAUCAGUACCUCUCGCGCGACCAGGACGAGUCUCAACAGGACGGCCAGGACGGCCAGCAGCAGCAGGAGGAAGAGGAGGAGGUGGUGGCAGAAGCGGUUGCACAGCAAGAUGAAGAGGCAGAGGAGGUGGAGCAGGCACCACCGAGUGAAGAGCCGCAACACCUUGACUCGUCACAGACCCAAGAUCAGCCUGUAUCCUGA